AUGUCAGACUACUCAUCCCAAACAGUUGUUCAAUUAAAAGAAUUGCUAACUUCAAGAAGUUUGCCAACAGAUGGUAAAAAGGCUGAUUUGGUUCAACGUUUAGUUGACAACGAUGCGCAAUCUAGUGGAGCACAACCGGAAGAAACACAACAAACUGAAAGUACUGCUACUUCUGUAGAAGAGCCAGUAGCUGAAAAAGAAUCAGAAUCUAACAAUGAUUCAGAAGCAACUUUGAAGGUAAUUCAACCAACAGAAAAAAGUGAAGAAGCUACGAAUGAGGAGGAAGCCAAGCAAAAACCUCCAGUUUUGACACCAGAAGAAAGAAAACAAUUAGCCGUUCAAUUGAUAAACAAAAAGAUUCAAAGAGCAGAAAAGUUUGGUGAUGAAACUGCAGCAGAGGCCGCUAGAAAAGAUUUAGCUAGAGUUGAAAAAUUCGGAGUAGAAUUAGGUACUGCAUUGGCCAGAGAGAUCGGUCUUGUUGACAAAAGCUUACCAAAUGGCCAUAAGAAGCAUUUCAAGAAAAACUAUAAGGACAAGAAAAACUUUAAGCCCAACUUCAAAAAUAGACGUAGAAACUAA
Debaryomyces hansenii CBS767 is the source of this 579-nucleotide messenger RNA. RefSeq lists its product as uncharacterized. Gene Ontology annotation, cellular component: nucleus. The transcript has a single exon. NCBI's taxonomy places the organism in Eukaryota, Fungi, Ascomycota, Pichiomycetes, Serinales, Debaryomycetaceae. The coding region runs from base 1 to 579 and encodes 192 amino acids. The record is from RefSeq and is a predicted model, not a curated record. Gene Ontology annotation, biological process: poly(A)+ mRNA export from nucleus.